GAAGUUCAGAAACGUCAGCAUGUGCGAGUUAAAGGAAAAGUUCGUGAUAAAAGCCUUACUCACAGGGAUGAAGGCGCGGGGAUGGCGGCCCAAACGCUGACAGCAUUUUUAAAGCUUUUUGCCGCAGGAUUCUAUGGGCUGAGUUCAUUUUUUAUCGUUGUUGUGAACAAAAGCGUCCUGACAAAUUACAGGUUCCCAUCUUCAAUAUGUGUCGGGAUCGGACAAAUGCUGGCCACAGUUGUUGUGCUGUGGGUGGGAAAGGCGCUCAGGGUAAUCAGCUUUCCAGAUUUUGAUAAAAACAUACUUCGCAAGACGUUUCCACUACCUCUUCUUUAUGUCGGGAAUCAAAUUACAGGACUGUUUGGGACAAAAAGGCUCAACCUGCCCAUGUUCACUGUGCUGAGGAGGUUCUCCAUCCUCUUCACCAUGCUGGCUGAGGGAAUCCUGCUCAAAAAGAGAUUCUCUCUGCCCAUCCAGCUUACAGUGUUUGCAAUGAUUCUUGGAGCUUUUGUAGCUGCAAGCACUGACUUGGCAUUUGAUCUGCAAGGGUACGUGUUCAUUCUGCUCAAUGACAUCCUGACAGCAGCCAAUGGGGCGUAUGUGAAGCAGAAAUUGGAUUCAAAAGAGCUGGGGAAGUACGGGCUGCUGUAUUACAAUGCGCUGUUUAUGAUCGUCCCCACACUGCUGCUUGCCCACUUCACGGGGGACAUUCACAAGGCUCUAGAGUUUGAGGGUUGGUCUGAUAUGCUCUUCAUCAGCCAGUUUGUUCUGUCCUGCGUGAUGGGGUUCAUUCUGAUGUACUCUACAGUGCUCUGUACACAGUACAACUCUGCACUAACUACAACCAUCGUGGGCUGUAUAAAAAAUAUUCUAGUGACAUAUAUUGGGAUGGUGUUUGGGGGAGACUACAUAUUCACCUGGACGAACUUCAUCGGUUUAAAUAUCAGUAUUGCAGGCAGUCUGGUCUACUCCUACAUAACCUUCACAGAGGAGCAGUCAAAGAUGCCUUAAUGGAGCAUGCACCUGGCAGGUGAAAUUGAAAUAAGAUCGCCUAUUUGAAUGGUCACUUGUAAAAACAGGUCAGCGUAAGUCUGUUAUUAAGGAGUGCUUGGGGCAUGAAGGUAAAGUCAAACACACUUUAUGGAUUUUAAAUGGGGCUGUGUUUUGUUAAGCAUAUUAUGUCAUGAUUUGUGAAAAGCAUUUUUUAAAAUUGAGGGAUCUCAUAAUUCCUACCAAGUAAACGGUUGAUCUGAUUGUGAAGCAAAUCCUACAGUGAACAAGGCCUUCCAACAUAGGAUGAAUCAGUACUUGGUGUUACAUUUUGUUUCUCUACUCAUUGGCUAAAUUCAUUGGUUCCAUCUGGACGUUCUGACACAGAUACUUUAUACAUGAAGUCAAUUUGAUGCAUUCCACAUUGAACAUUCCUUCUUCGAUUCUCUCUUGAAGCUCCAAGUGUUCUCAUUUGCUGGUUUGUUUUGAACAUUGCACAAAGGACGUGGUCUGAGUUGGAGCAUCCUUAUUGGAGAAGGAACGCAGGAGCUGAAUAUCUGGUCAUGAUAGGAUGUGUGUGGUUCUAAACACUUCUUUGCAGUUAUUUCUUCCUUUUCUAUAAUGGCGAGCUUAGUUGGGCAAAAUGGUCUGUUCUUGUCAUAAUAUGUUAUGUUCUUAUGUAUCUUUCCUUGUGAUACGCAUAUCAUUGCAUUGGUGCCAUUAUUUGUAACUUGUACUGUUUCCAAUGCAGAAACAGUUACAAAGUGUAAUAUGAUGAGGCCUUGAAAGGCAUUGUUCACUGCUAUAGCAUUGGCAAGGGGGGCACCACUAAAUACCACUACCAUGAAUUAGCUAGGUGGGGCCAGUCAAGCAGGUGCUGGAUGCCAAUACAGUUACAAAUUGACAAGUAACCUGUUCAGAUGAAAUCAGUUGACAUGAGCUCAGUUAUUGAAAGAGACUGGAAGGACAAAGAUUAAGACAUUUGAGAAAACAAAUAAUUUAACAAUGAACCGUUUUGGGGGGGCACACUCAGAGAACUUUGGUCAGGAUGCAGCUUGCUUAUGUCUCAGCAGCAGUAAAGCGUUCAGGCAUUGUUUCCAAGAGCACAAUCACUAAGGUUUCACCAACAUUGAGAAGACCAGUUUACACAGAACUGCUCUGAAGAAUCCCUUAGACUUGGACCAGAGGUUACCUUAGGUCACAGAAAUUCAGCUGAAGUGGCCAUUUUCCCACUCACAUCAGAGGUAAUUCUGCAUCGCACAAGCACAACACCAUCUGAAAUGAACCAGCAAUAUAGAGAUGUCUUGCUCGGCUUGCUAGCUAAUUAUUUCUAUGGCUGUGGAUUUAAUACAUUACUUGUAAGGGCACUUUGAAAUUCAUUGAUUAGGUUGUCGAUACAAUGGUACAGUAAAAACAGCAGCCCUCCACACAAAAUUCACUCUCACUCUGUGUUCAUAGCACUGUAUCACCUUUCCUUUCAGACUCCUCCAUGUCAGCUCUCUCCAAACUACAGAAUACUCUGGUUUAAGAUCCCAUGUAUUUUUAAAGGUGUUCUGGUGGUGUGGAGAAACUAAUACCUUUUCAAACAAAUCCACUUUUGUAGAACCUGUAGCGUCUCCAACCAUUGGAACAUGCACUGAAGUCCCAAAACCCCAAUAGAAAACCCCAAUAUAACCCAGAUUAUUCACAAUAAAAACCAACCCCCAAUGUUUUUUUCCAGUGAGUAAUGCCUUUGAAAGUUUUUUUUACUGUUAUUUUAAUUCUAUAUUGGGACAUUUUGAUGAUGUAUUUUCAUUAUCAUAAGUCAUGCUUUACAAAUGUAAUUGUAAAUGACGACAAUAACAAUAGGUCCCUCUGAGUGUAUGGUAAUUUUAUACUGUCAUAUGUUGUAAUGCAUUUUUCCAUUUUUUAAAAUUUUUGGUAAAAAAAAGGGUUGCACAAUUUCAGUGAAUCCUCACAUUGUGCGCCUUAGCCAAAUGUGUUAGACAUUUGAUUAGACUACAAAAAAGUCAGUGAUUACAAAUGGCAUGUUGUCAUUGUUUACAAGUGGGGAUCUUUGACACAUACGACCCAUUGUUGGUGAACAGCUUGAGGCUGGCUCUAAACACAGCUGGAUGCAUUACUGUUUGUAUGAACGGUCUGAGAGGAGAGGACCCCCC
Molecule: messenger RNA, 3149 nt
Organism: Megalops cyprinoides (Indo-Pacific tarpon)
Lineage: Eukaryota; Metazoa; Chordata; Actinopteri; Elopiformes; Megalopidae
Product: UDP-N-acetylglucosamine/UDP-glucose/GDP-mannose transporter
Exons: 13
Coding region: 82-1011 (309 amino acids)
Cellular component (GO): Golgi apparatus
Molecular function (GO): GDP-fucose transmembrane transporter activity; antiporter activity
Source: RefSeq, a predicted model, not a curated record